UCGAGAGUUGUUUGGGUCUCUUUCGUUCCCCCAAUGAGUCACUGAGUGCAGUCCUGUGUGAUUGGCUCAUCUUUUGUCUUUUCUCGGCUCUGAUAAAACCGAGAAUUCGCAAAACUCUUUGCUCUGGUUCAGUUCUGUCGUGUUGCAAGUUGCAACUGAACCAAUCAACAACUUUCUUGUAUUCCAAAUUAUCUUCACCAUUACAAUCCUCAAAGUCAAAAAGUGAAGACCUUAACAUAAAACAAAACACAAUGGUAAUGUGGGUAUUUGGGUAUGGUUCUUUGAUCUCGAAAGCUGGGUUUCACUAUGACGAACGUAUUGUUGGUUUCAUCAAAGGCUAUCGACGAGUCUUCUACCAAGGCUCUACUGACCACAGAGGAACCCCUGAGUUCCCUGGAAGAACAGUGACCCUGGAGCCUGCUGAAGGAGAAAUAUGUUGGGGAGCUGCUUACAAGAUCGCAAAGAAAGAAGAUGCAGAAACGGCAUUAGUGUACUUGGAAGUAAGGGAGAAGCAAUACGACAAGAAGGAAUACCUUGAUUUUUAUACUGACCUUACCGCUACAUCUCCAGCCGUUUCUGGAGUGAUGGUAUAUAUAGCAACUCCCGACAAGAAAUCUAAUGUAAAUUAUUUGGGCCCUGCAUCGAUUGAAGACAUUGCAAGGCAAAUAAUUCAAGCUAAAGGUCCCGCAGGACCUAACAGAGAUUAUCUUUUCAACCUUGAAAAGGCUCUUCAUGAAAUAGGAUGCAAAGACAAACAUGUCAUUGAUCUUGCAAAUGAAGUCAGGCGUAUUCUUGCAGAGGAACACUGAAUGCAUCUGUGUGUUAUUUAUUUAUUUAUGCUGAUCAGUAUGUUAUUAAGCACAACAUUCUGAGACAUUGAAGUAUAUUUAAAUCCAUUGGAAACUUCAAGUCUUCCAAAAAAUGUUAUGUUGGAAGAUAAUAAUUGACUGUAAUUGCUAUAAAAUUAAAGUUUGUAUGGGAUGCUUAUUGCUAUACAAUUGAAGCUUAAUAUAAUGAUUUUUAUUAACAACUACA
Molecule: messenger RNA, 1035 nt
Organism: Glycine soja
Lineage: Eukaryota; Viridiplantae; Streptophyta; Magnoliopsida; Fabales; Fabaceae
Product: gamma-glutamylcyclotransferase 2-3
Exons: 8
Coding region: 252-809 (185 amino acids)
Biological process (GO): glutathione catabolic process
Cellular component (GO): cytoplasm
Molecular function (GO): glutathione specific gamma-glutamylcyclotransferase activity; gamma-glutamylcyclotransferase activity
Source: RefSeq, a predicted model, not a curated record